AUGGCACACUUUAUAACUCACGAGAUCAUGGGCACGGCCAUGGAAACAACAGACCGGUACUCGGAUCUGGAACCAAAAGGUGUUGGUUCCGCUGGAUUAAUUUGUACAGCCCACGACACAGUGGCAGACAAACCAGUCGCGAUAAAGAAAAUAAAGAAGCCAUUUGAACACACUGUCGUGGCCAAGCGCACGUAUCGGGAGGUUCAUUUGCUAAGCAAUUUGCGACACGACAACUUGAUCAAUAUGAGAGAUAUCUUCAUUUCUCCAACUGAGGAUCUCUAUAUUGUGACCGAUUGUAUCCAAACAGAUCUUCACCAUCUCAUUCAGUCGAGGUCAAAGCCAUUAGAGGAUAAAUUCGUGCAAUUUUUCACCUAUCAGCUUCUACGAGGAUUGAAAUACCUUCACUCAGCCAGUGUUAUCCAUCGUGAUCUCAAGCCCGGAAACAUUCUAAUCAACGACAACUGCGACUUGAAGAUCUGUGAUUUCGGAUUGGCUCGAGAACAAGACCACAAAAUGACUGGAUAUGUCACCACGCGAUAUUACCGAGCCCCGGAGAUCAUGUUGACGUGGCAGAAGUACACGUACGCCGUGGAUAUUUGGAGCGUCGGGUGUAUAUUGGCGGAGAUGUUACUAGGAAAGAUCCUAUUUGCUGGCAAGGACCAUGUGCAUCAGUUUACCCUUAUCACCGAACUUUUGGGUAAACCGCCAAAGGAGGUCAUGGAGAGAGUCUACAGCAAGAAUACUUUGGAGUUCGUAGAAUCUUUACCCGAACCAAAGCAUCAGCCAUUAUCAUCUCGCUUUGGAGAUUUGGAUCCUCAAGCGGUCGAUCUCCUCGAGAAAAUGCUCAACCUCGAUCCGGAAAAGAGAAUCACAACUCAAGACGCCCUCAUGCACCCAUAUGUCUCAACCUACCAGGACUCCGCAGAUGAGCCAAUCUUUGAAAAGCAGCUUAGUUGGUCUCUUUUGGAGUCGGAACUCACAGCGGAUGAGUGGAAAACCAACAUGUAUUAUGAGAUUUUAGACUUCCACCGUGGUGCCUGUGAGGGUGAAGAGACAAACGUUCCAAGUACCCAGGUUAACAUCAACAAUCUCUCCAAUGAGAUGAUGAUGGAAACGUACUAA
Molecule: messenger RNA, 1122 nt
Organism: Penicillium verhagenii
Lineage: Eukaryota; Fungi; Ascomycota; Eurotiomycetes; Eurotiales; Aspergillaceae
Exons: 8
Coding region: 1-1122 (373 amino acids)
Biological process (GO): protein phosphorylation; osmosensory signaling pathway; cellular response to oxidative stress
Cellular component (GO): nucleus; cytoplasm
Molecular function (GO): ATP binding; MAP kinase activity
Source: RefSeq, a predicted model, not a curated record